GUUGACAGAUUUGUUUGAUUCUGUUAAAAAAAAAGAAUCGGGUGUUGUCAAAUAAAUGUGAUUCUUAUUCAAUUCAAUACGAUGAUAAUGGAUUAUCUAUUUUGUUUGAAUCGAUGUUUUGGAUUUCAAUCAACACGAUUAACACAUUUUGAACAAUCAUUUAAUGAAAUAUGUUUGGAUGGAACAAGUGUUGGGAACGAUGUGGUUAUCAUUAAAAAAGGACGUCGAAUAUGUGGCAGUGGUGGUGCUAUAACCAAUUUUCCAAUCGUACAAAACAAAGCCUAUUUCGAGGCUAAAGUUCAGCAAUCAGGCAAUUUUGGUAUUGGCCUUGCCACUAGUAAUGUAGAUCUGAAUACAAUACCAUUAGGUACCGAUAGUCAAAGUUGGGUAUUACGACAAGAUGGUACGAUUGUACAUGAUAAUAAAAUCUUAUAUCAAUUAGGCAAUGAUAUCCAAGAAGGUGAUAUCAUCGCCAUACUUUAUGAUCAUGUGGAAUUACGUUUUCAUAUCAAUAAUAAACCAAUCGAAUAUGAAGUACGUAAUGUAAAAGGUUCAGAAAUAUAUCCAGUUGUUUAUGUUGAUAAUGGUACAAUAAUUGAUAUGUAUUUUUCAAAUUUCACACAUCAACCACCAUCAUCAUUUGAUGCUAUAUUAAUUGAAAAAGCAUUACUUUGAUGA
Dermatophagoides farinae (American house dust mite) is the source of this 678-nucleotide messenger RNA. Its product is annotated as SPRY domain-containing protein 7. The record is from RefSeq and is a predicted model, not a curated record. Gene Ontology annotation, molecular function: protein binding. Lineage: Eukaryota; Metazoa; Arthropoda; Arachnida; Sarcoptiformes; Pyroglyphidae.